CCAUCCACAAGCAGCGCGCAGCCCAUCAACCUGAUCUGAAGAUCGAAAAUAGGAGGGCUUACAGUAAUCAGCCCUUCAGACUCCCAUGACAAGGAAAAGUGUGGCCACGUCGUGAGGGCGCUCGGCACACACAGCAGGACGUUCACUGGCGCUGCGCGCUCUGCGCCGAACCAACCAGAUAGCGCGCAGAGAGACGGAGAGAAACGAGGACGGUGGCAGCAUCCCGUGACGGAUGCAUUUUUUAGCCUCAUUCGGACGCUUUGGAGGCUGACAACAGCAAGAGGCAGAGAGAAGCUGGACGGGAAAUAACGAGCGCUUUCUUUUUUGGAGGGAUUUGAACAGAGUGCCGUUGUGCCCUCGUCUUCUCCGGAUGCUUAGAAAUGGGGGAAUGGACUAUACUAGAGAGGCUCCUGGAGGCUGCUGUCCAGCAGCACUCUACUAUGAUAGGAAGGAUCCUACUAACAGUGGUGGUCAUCUUCCGGAUUCUAAUCGUAGCAAUAGUUGGAGAGACCGUCUAUGAUGACGAGCAGACCAUGUUUGUUUGUAACACCUUGCAACCGGGCUGCAACCAGGCAUGCUACGACAAGGCGUUCCCCAUUUCACACAUCAGAUAUUGGGUCUUUCAGAUCAUCAUGGUGUGCACGCCGAGCCUCUGCUUCAUCACAUACUCGGUGCACCAGUCGGCCAAGCAGAAGGAGCGGCGCUACUCCACGGUCUACCUGACGCUGGAUAAGGAUCAAGACUCGCUGAAGCGAGACGAGAGCAAAAAGAUAAAGAACACCAUUGUUAACGGAGUACUCCAGAACACGGAGAACUCCACCAAAGAAGCCGAGCCGGACUGCUUGGAGGUCAAGGAGAUCCCUAAUUCGGCCAUGAGAACUACAAAGUCUAAACUGCGGCGGCAGGAGGGCAUCUCCCGGUUUUACAUCAUCCAGGUGGUGUUCAGGAACGCGCUGGAGAUUGGCUUUUUGGUGGGCCAGUAUUUCUUGUACGGAUUCAACGUGCCCUCGGUGUACGAGUGCGACCGCUACCCCUGCAUCAAAGACGUCGAGUGCUACGUGUCCAGGCCAACGGAGAAGACCGUGUUCCUGGUCUUCAUGUUCGCGGUCAGCGGCUUUUGCGUGGUGCUCAACCUGGCCGAGCUCAAUCACCUGGGCUGGAGGAAAAUCAAAACGGCCGUGCGCGGCGUGCAGGCGCGGAGGAAGUCCAUCUAUGAGAUCCGGAACAAGGACUUGCCCAGGAUGAGUGUGCCCAAUUUCGGCCGCACUCAGUCCAGUGACUCUGCGUAUGUGUGAGGAUGAGGAGGGUGAGGAUGAGGGGGGUAUGAUAACAUGUACAAACAAACAUAUGAUGGACAUAUGAUGGACAGCUGCGCACGCCUAAUUCGUGUCAUGACUUUUCAAAGAGUGGGCAGAUGGUUGGUUUUCUUUCUUUUGGUCUUUUAAAGGACUUCAUGGCAGGCGUGGAUGACACGUUUGUUCCCUUAUUUAUUAUUGCACUGAUGCAACUUUUUAGUAACGUUUAUACUCUGUGUAAGAUGCGAAAUUGGAGAUCAUCCAUGUUAAACGUGUACACGUAUUUAGUUCCUUGUGGGCUGUUCUGCUUGUGUGGGCUACUUGAAGAGAGUAAAUGCAAAAAUUGCACUAAAAAGUUGGGGGUGAACCCUUGAGAGCCUGAACCUUAUCCAAAAAUGUGCUCUACUGACCUGACGGUGUUUGUAAGACAUUUACUUUUCCACCUGUUUUUGGCACCAACCUAAUUAAAUGGCACCAUACACAGUGGUUAAGGACAAACUCCACCACAUCCAGAUUUAUAUGUGCACACAUAUAUAAAUCCUUGGUUCGACCAGCGUAAUUCAUGUUUUCUUUUCUGUUGCCUGUGUUGCACCACUGACCUUAACAUAUGUAACCAUUCCAUUGCUUUAUAGCUGACUUGCAAAACAGUAUCUUGGUGAAUUUGCUGCAAAUGCUAACGUCUGUGACUUCCUUAAUUUAUGACACACCAAAGCGCCCACUGCUUUUAUUUGUGAAGUGUUUUCUUGCUUUUGUGUAAUCAAGUGCCAU
This is a messenger RNA of Paralichthys olivaceus (Japanese flounder), 2063 nucleotides long. Its product is annotated as gap junction delta-2 protein. Gene Ontology annotation, cellular component: connexin complex. NCBI's taxonomy places the organism in Eukaryota, Metazoa, Chordata, Actinopteri, Pleuronectiformes, Paralichthyidae. Gene Ontology annotation, molecular function: gap junction channel activity. The record is from RefSeq and is a predicted model, not a curated record. Gene Ontology annotation, biological process: cell-cell signaling.